CAUCAAACUCAAACAAACAAUGGCACCAACAAUACCAAAAAAGAUAUCUUCCAAAUUAUCGGAGAUAAGUAAAGAACAUAUAAGUUUAGCAAGAAGUCAUAUAUCGCGACAGGAUUUGGGUGCUGGUGAUAUGGAUUGGAUGCGAGGAAAGAUUUUACUAAGACCAGAUGAUCAAUUGCAAUUAACAGAAGCUGAAUUACAAGAGGAAUUCGCCAAAGUAUUAACUAUACAAAAUACGAGGGUUCCAGACUCCUUAGUUGAAUGGUCAUGGAAAUUACGUGAAUUUAUAAGAUUACCUCCUCCACCGCAUUUAGUAACUUUACUGAAUGUAACUGGCACUAUACUACAUAAAGACUCUGAAGAGGCCAAAAUGCAAUUGGCAGGAGGUGUUAUUGAGGAAGCAACAGAAGAAAAACUAAAGUAUGAUGAAGCUAAAGAAGAAGAAUAUGAAGAUGAAGAAGAAGCAGAGGAGGUAGAUAAAACAGUAGAAGCACUAGCCGAAGCUGAAUUGGAAGCUGAGUUAGAACCUGAGGAAGAUGAAAUAGAAAAAGCAAAGCCUAAGAAAAUACCUAAUCAAUUUAAUUUCUGCGAGAGGGCAGCGUUGACAUAUGAUAAUCCUAUGAGGGACAUAAAUACACAAACUAUACCUCCACCUACUGCAACCUUCAAUGCUAGUGUCUUUCAAUGGACCAUCUUUGACGAGUAUCAGGAAGAUUAUGCUCAACAACAACGCGAGAAAGAAAAGGAGAAAAGAGCGCCAUUGAUGCAACCAAAGAAAGAGGAUGUGAAGAAAAAAGCUCAAAUAGAAUCUUUAGCAAUGACAAACAGAAUGCUACAAGCAGCAAAGACAUUGGAACGAAUGGUGAAUCAAAAUAUUUUCGAUGACAUAUCUCAAGAUUAUAGAUAUUGGGACGAUCCAAGCGAUGAAUUUAAAGACGGUGAAGGCUCUUUAUUACCUCUAUGGAAAUUUUCAUACGAAAAAACUAAAAAACACGAUAUCACGGACAUGUGCUUCAAUAGCAGAUAUUAUGAUCUCUUUGCAGUCGCUUUUGGAACACUGUCAUUUAAUAGUCCAAUAACAAAUGGUACGGUGUGCUUAUUCAGUUUGAAGAAUCCAUCAUAUCCAGAAUGGAUUUGUUCAACAGAAGCUCCCGUGAUGUGCCUAGACUUCAAUGACCAACAUCCAUAUCUUUUAGUUAUUGGUACCAUGGACGGAGCAGUAGCAGUUUAUAACAUAAUGUUACCACCGUCCAUGCCACAAUACAAGAGUAGCGAUGUUGUACAGAAGCAUGGAGGAUUAGUAUGGGAGAUUCGCUGGGCGCCGGAUACAGAAGAGGGAAACCUGGCGUUCUUCAGCGUCAGUAUAGAUGGUAAAAUAAAUCACUGGGUGUUAAACCAGAACGAUCUUGGGCUCACUACCAUUAUGACGUUAUUCCUGGACCGGCCGCCUAUACCGGGACCAGACGGCACGAUGAUUACGCUCAAAGGAUGCGGAACGUGCAUUGCAUUUCAUCCCGCCGAUAAGAAUGUUUUCCUGGUAGGCACAGAGGAAGGUACCAUGUACAAGUGCAAUACGGCGUAUAGCAGUAUUUACAUGAGGACGUAUCACGAGGCGCACACUAUGCCAGUGUAUCGAAUAGUCUUCAACAAAUUCAACUCCAGCAUUUUCGCUAGCUGCUCGGGCGAUUGGCGAAUCAAAAUCUGGGAAGAUGAAAGACCAGAACCUUUAUUCAUGUUUGAUCUGGGUGUUCCUAUUGGAGAUGUUCAAUGGGCGCCGUACAGCUCGACAGUGCUCGCUUGUGUAUCAAACGAUGGCAAAAUUACGGUGUUCGAUUUAAAUGUUAACAAGUACAGACCAAUCUGCAGUCAACAAAUUGUCAGUAAACGAAAGAAUAAAUUGACCCGAUUAGCUUUUAAUAACGCGUUGCCGUUUAUAAUAGUCGGCGAUGAUAAAGGUACUGUGAAUACACUGAAACUAUCUCCAAAUUUACGGAUAAAAGUGAAACCAACAAAGAAGCAAUUACAUUUGUCACAAACAGAGUUGGAAUCGAUGAAAUUGGAAAAAUUGCUCAGUUUUGUACGAGAACCUCCAAUAUUGACUCCACCUAAAGAUAUAAGAACAGUCACCUAAAACUGAUAUGCCAAACAUAUAAACAGAUUAUAACUUUUUAUAAAUAACAGUACUUUAUUAAUAUUUGCUAUAACAGACGGAUACACAUAUACAUAUCUAUAUUUUUACAAAUAAAUUGGCACUAAUUAUGCAAUAGAUGUCAAAUAGUUUUUAAAGUAGUUUACUUGUAGUAGUUACUUGAAUUUAUUGCAUGAAAAUAUUAUAAUAAUAAAACAAUUUCUCCCAGUCACUGACCUAAUACAAUAACAGUAAAUAAAUUAAUUUGAA
This is a messenger RNA of Camponotus floridanus (Florida carpenter ant), 2398 nucleotides long. RefSeq names its product dynein intermediate chain 2, ciliary. Gene Ontology annotation, cellular component: outer dynein arm. Gene Ontology annotation, molecular function: dynein heavy chain binding; dynein light chain binding. Lineage: Eukaryota; Metazoa; Arthropoda; Insecta; Hymenoptera; Formicidae. The record is from RefSeq and is a predicted model, not a curated record. The transcript is spliced from 15 exons. The coding region runs from base 20 to 2131 and encodes 703 amino acids. Gene Ontology annotation, biological process: cilium movement; outer dynein arm assembly.